AUGGCUCCUAGACUUCCUCCUCCACCACAGCCUAACGAGUCUGACGCUACUAAUAAUGCCAGACUGCUGGAGACAGUCAUCGAUAGGCUGCAACAACAGAAUACGACCCUAAUAGAGCAGAACGCCGCCUUGAUGAGGCAAAAUCAGGAAGCCAUGCAGAGUUUGGAGGCUUCGCGCGUCAACUCUGAAGCGACGCAGAGACAAUUGAUGGAUAUUCUGGCCGCUACCAAAGGCACACCAGGAGCCUCUUCUUCUAAUACUGCACAUCAUGCCGAGUGGAGCUUGGAAAGCUUCUUGCAACAUCACCCUGCCAAGUUCCAUGGAAAGGGGCUUCCGGAUGAAGCGGAUCAAUGGCUAAGGGACAUGGAGAGAAUUUAUGAUGCCAAAAGGUGCCCAGACGACAGCCGUUUGGCAUUUACCGAAUACUUGUUAACGGGAGAAGCUAGCCAUUGGUGGUCAAGUGUGAAGAUGUUGUUGACUGAAGCUCAAAGUCCCAUCUCUUGGGAAGUGUUUAGGACCAAAUUCUAUGAAGAAUAUUUCCCGGACAGUGUGCGGUUUGCAAAGGAGGUGGAGUUCCUUCAAUUGAUUCAGGGUAGUAUGUCCGUCUCGGAGUACACCAACAAAUUUAAACACCUGGUCCGUUUUAAUACCAUGGCAACAAAUGAAGAAUGGCAAUGCAGGAAGUUUGAGAACGGACUGAGGAGUGACUUGAAAGUGUUAAUAUCCUGCCUGUGCAUUAGGUCGUUCCCUGCUAUGGUUGAAAGAGCAAAGGUACUGGAGAAAAAUGUUGCUGAGGCCGAGCAACAGAAGAAACAGCAAGUGAUUAGGGGGCCGGUUUUAUCCAGAGGUGCAACGAACGUGAGAAGGUCCCCAUACGUUCGUCCAGCUCAAUCUCCUAGCGGAUCACAAGCCUUAGUCACUGUCGGCCAAUCUGGACAGCCAAGGAGCUUGACUUGUUAUCAGUGUGGAGGACCGCACUAUCGGUGGGCUUGUCCACAGUUAUCAGGAGGAAAAUAUUGUACUCGUUGCAGGCAGAAUGGGCACUUGGAGAACGAGUGCAAUAUGGGAGGACGUGCGGCAAUGAGGCCGCCGAACGCUGGAAGAGCCCAACAAGGAAGAGGUGGACGUGCGCAAGCUACAGGAAGAGUUUAUGCAAUCACGGGUGCUGAAGCUGCUCGUUCAGGUACACUCAUCACCAGCACUUGCUUAUUGUAUGGAAAGCCUUGCGGUGUGCUGUAUGAUUCGGGGGCAACUCAUUCCUUCAUCUCGAAGGAGUGCGUUGAGAAACUGGGGUUAGUGGAGAGUGAAUUACAGUUCGACUUGGUGGUGUCAACCCCAGCGGCUGGUGGGAUCAAGACGUCUACAAUUUGUGUAAGAUGUCCGAUAGAAGUUGAGGGGCGUAGAUUUAAGGUUAACCUCAUUUGUUUACCCCUUCAAGACUUAGAAGUAAUUUUGGGGAUGGAUUGGUUGGCUACCAAUCGGAUUCUCAUUGAUUGUGGGAAGAAGGAGUUAGUCUUCCCAGGUGAAGAAGAGGAGGAGUUAUCUGUUGAUCGCGGUCAGUUGAAGGAGGACAUCAUGGAAGGAGCGAGCUGUUUUCUGAUCAUGACGUAUGAAGACAACGAAGUGGAGCGUUCGUCCAAUGAUGAAAGCAGUGGAGGACGAACGGUAGUGGAUGACUUUCCGGACGUCUUUCCGGAUGAAGUCCCUGGUCUACCUCCCGUUCGUGAGGUCGAAUUCACGAUCGACCUGGUGACAACUGCUGCACCCAUCUCGGUUCAACCUUAUAGGAUGGCACCAGCCGAGUUGGCCGAGCUAAAAAUGCAGAUUGAAGAAUUGAUGGAUAAGAAGUUCAUCAGGCCGAGCGUUUCACCAUGGGGAGCACCUGUGUUGUUGGUCAAGAAGAAGGAUGGCAGCUCUCGGCUCUGCAUUGAUUAUAGGCAACUUAAUAAGCUGACCAUCAAGAACAAGUAUCCACUGCCAAGGAUAGACGACCUACUGGAUCAGUUGCAAGGUGCGUGCGUGUUUUCAAAGAUUGAUCUACGUUCGGGCUAUCAUCAAAUUAGAGUGAAGGAGAGAGAUAUUCAUAAGACUGCAUUUCGGUCUCGUUAUGGUCAUUAUGAAUACGUGGUGAUGCCCUUUGGGGUGACGAACGCACCUGCAAUCUUCAUGGAUUAUAUGAACCGGAUCUUCAGACCGUACCUGGACAAAUUUGUAGUGGUGUUUAUUGAUGACAUCCUUAUCUAUUCCAAGAGCUUUGAUGAGCAUGAAGACCACUUGAGAAUCGUGUUGAGCGUGUUGAGGGAAAAAGAAUUGUAUGCCAAGCGUUCAAAGUGUGAAUUCUGGAUGAAGGAAAUCCAAUUCUUGGGGCACGUCGUUUCUGCAGGUGGUAUUGCAGUGGAUCCAGCCAAGGUGAAAGCAGUGCUGGAUUGGGAGAGCCCACGUUCGGUCACAGAGGUUAGAAGCUUCGUGGGGCUCGCGGGCUACUAUAGGCGGUUCAUUGAGGGAUUCUCUAAGAUAGUAGCCCCUCUGACUUAUCUCACCAGGAAGGAUCAGCCGUUCGCCUGGACUGAUCGUUGUGAGGAGAGCUUCCAGGAAUUGAAGAAGAAAUUGACGAGCGCCCCAGUGUUGGUCAUUCCAGACACGGCCAAACCUUUUGAGGUGUAUUGUGAUGCGUCGUAUCAAGGUUUGGGUUGCGUAUUGAUGCAGGAAAGGAAGGUAGUGGCGUACGCUUCUAGGCAAUUGAAGGUCCACGAGAAGAAUUACCCCACACACGACUUAGAGUUGGCAGCAGUCGUGUUUGCACUUAAGAUUUGGAGGCAUCAUCUGAGGUGGCUUGAAUUCUUGAAAGACUAUGAGUUCGAGCUGUUGUAUCAUCCUGGAAAAGCUAAUGUGGUGGCGGACGCUUUGAGUAGGAGGACAGUAAGGGUCUCGGCAAUGAUGGUGAAAGAGCUGAGCUUGGUGGAAAGUUUUAGAGAUCUAAGGUUGCAGUUCGACUUAGGAGCGAACGUUAUUAGAUGCUGUACCCUUAGACUUUCCAGUGAUGUGUUUGAUCGGAUUAGAGUGAAACAGCGUGAAGAUGAAGAAUUGGCAAAGAUAUUGAGUACGCUCGGCACAGAUCAGGCUAAGGGAUUCAAUAUUGGAACGGACGAUUUACUGCGCUAUAUGGAUAGAACGUGCGUUCCAAACGACGGCGAACUGAAGAGAAUCAUCCUGGAGGAAGGACAUCACAGCCCGUGCAAAGGCCGAACACCAAAGACCAGGUGGAUUGCUGCAGCCAUUGGAGAUUCCAGAAUGGAAGUGGGAUAG
Molecule: messenger RNA, 3306 nt
Organism: Vigna angularis (adzuki bean)
Lineage: Eukaryota; Viridiplantae; Streptophyta; Magnoliopsida; Fabales; Fabaceae
Exons: 3
Coding region: 1-3306 (1101 amino acids)
Molecular function (GO): nucleic acid binding; zinc ion binding
Source: RefSeq, a predicted model, not a curated record